Lepidothrix coronata (blue-crowned manakin) is the source of this 1956-nucleotide messenger RNA. RefSeq names its product interleukin-1 receptor accessory protein-like 1. Gene Ontology annotation, molecular function: interleukin-1 receptor activity. The record is from RefSeq and is a predicted model, not a curated record. Bases 204 to 1268 code for a protein of 354 amino acids. Gene Ontology annotation, biological process: negative regulation of exocytosis. Lineage: Eukaryota; Metazoa; Chordata; Aves; Passeriformes; Pipridae. The transcript has 9 exons.
CCUGCGCCCGCGGCGGAGCUGGCAGCGGUGGAUGGAUGGGCACCGCGUCCGCGGCACUCGCGGCCAGCUCAGCCCCAGGAGUAAACACGGGGCUUCUCCGGCCGAGUGCGCAGUGUGGUGACCGGCACUCGCCUCGCUGACUGAUCGCACCGGAGGGAUAUUUCGGGAGACUCCUGUGGGAAGCAGUCACAGAAAGACAGAAGAUGAAAGCUCCUAUUCCCAACUUGAUUCUCUUGUAUGCUACUCUAACUCAGAGCUUGAAGGUUGUGACCAAAAGGGGAUCAGCUGAUGGUUGCACUGACUGGUCUGUGGAUUACAAGAAAUAUCAAGUUCUAGUGGGAGAACCUGUUCGUAUAAAAUGUGCACUCUUUUAUGGAUAUAUAAGAGCUAAUUACUCCCUAGCCCAAAGUGCUGGACUUAGCUUGAUGUGGUACAAAAGCUCUGGACCUGGAGAUUUUGAGGAACCUAUAGCUUUUGAUGGAACCAGAAUGAGCAAAGAAGAAGACUCCAUUUGGUUCCGACCAACAGUGGUACAAGACAGCGGGCUCUAUGCAUGUGUUAUAAGAAACUCAACUUACUGUAUGAAAGUGUCCAUUUCGCUGACGGUGGGUGAAAAUGACACUGGACUCUGCUACAAUUCAAAGAUGAAAUAUUUUGAGAAAGCUGAACUUAGCAAAAGCAAGGAAAUCUCAUGCCCUGAAAUUGAGGAUUUUUUAUUUCCAUUUAGGGAGCCUGAAAUUCUGUGGUAUAAGGAAUGCAAGUCAAAGACAUGGAGAUCAAGUAUUGUGUUUAAAAAGGACGCUCUUGUCAUUCGGGAAGUUAGAGAGGAUGACAUUGGAAAUUACACUUGUGAGUUAAAAUAUGGAUUCUUUGUUGUCAGAAGAACGACGGAAUUAACAGUUACAGCACCACUAACAGAUAAACCACCAAAGCUUUUACAUCCCUUGGAGACUAAGCUAACAAUUCAGGAGACCCAAUUAGGUGGUUCUGCUAAUCUAACCUGCCGAGCUUUCUUUGGAUAUAGUGGAGAUGUCAGUCCUUUGAUCUACUGGAUGAAAGGGGAGAAGUUCAUUGAAGAUUUAGAUGAUAGUCGAGUCUGGGAAAGUGACAUUAGGGUUCUCAAGGAACAUCUUGGGGAGCAGGAGGUUUCCAUCUCAUUGAUUCUUGACUCUGUCGAAGAGGCAGACCUGGGCAAUUAUUCAUGUUACGUCGAGAAUGGAAAUGGGCGCCGACAUGCCAGCAUUCUUCUACACAAAAGGGCAGUAUAAGUCAACAAAGGUGCUGAAUCUGGAAUGUUCACUGCAUACCUGAAAAAGAAAUUAUAAUCCUUCUUAAACUUCCUCUGUGGAACAUUAUCACCAGGAUCAGAAGGGACAGCAAAGCAGAAAGCUCUGCUACUGAACAAAAAGCGUUCCUGGGAAAAGAGGUAUUUAGGGCUAAACGCUGCAGUGGGGAUUCAGGUACAAAGUUUAAGCCUUUCAAACACCCUUGCAAGUGCUGCUUCAACCUGGUCAGUAUAGUCUCUGUAAACUUAAAAGUCCAGGGGGAGAUUUUAGAAAUACCUAUAAUUAACAGGCCCUGAAAGGGCAAGAAGUCCAGAGUCUAACUCACUAGCAAAACCCUGGAUGCAUCUUCCUUAAUCUUCCCACUCGUCAGCCCAGCAGGAACACACACUCUCCUCACAGAAACCACAAAUGGUGGUCCCUAUCACAAACCAGUGCCUGGCACAUUCAGACGGGGAGAGGGGGCUUCUGCUCUUUCCCUGACAUGGUACUGGAAUGGAUAGCCAGAGCCUCUCCUUUCCCGAAAUCAAUUAAUUUCAGGAAGGGAGCAGAACAUAAUGCCCCCAACUCCAACACCACUUGGGCAGGAAAAGUGAACCUCGUUUCAACAUCCGGCACCGGGAGAAGGCUGGGACGCCUCGUACCUCCCUCUAGUGUGGACACCGGUGCUCUG